Acanthisitta chloris (rifleman) is the source of this 1533-nucleotide messenger RNA. It is a transcript of the gene RUSC1, whose product is annotated as RUN and SH3 domain containing 1. Gene Ontology annotation, molecular function: protein binding. The record is from RefSeq and is a predicted model, not a curated record. Gene Ontology annotation, cellular component: cytoplasmic vesicle. Lineage: Eukaryota; Metazoa; Chordata; Aves; Passeriformes; Acanthisittidae.
CUGCUGGUCGCUGUCAGCUCUGCCGUGGACAAGGUGAUCGCUCACUUCAGCACCGCACGGAACCUGGUGCAGAAGGCUCAGCUGGGAGACAGUCGGCUCAGCCCCGACGUGGGUUAUCUGCUGCUGCACACCCUCUGCCCUGCGCUCUAUGCUUUGGUGGAGGACGGGCUGAAGCCCUUCCAGAAGGAUGUUAUCACGGGCCAGAGGAAAACUUCCCCCUGGAGUGUGGUGGAAGCCUCUGUGAAGACAGGGCCCAACACACGCUCCCUCCAAACCCUGUGCUGGCACGUGGCUGGGCUGACCCCCCUCAGCAGCAACAGGCAGAAGUUCCAUGCCUUUAUCCUAGGCCUUUUGAACACUAAACAGCUGGAGCUGUGGAUCUCUCACCUGCAGAAGAGCCCAGGUGUCAUCUCUGUGCUGUACUCACCCACAGCCUUCUUUGCCCUGAGCCAAGGUCGUCUCCCCCACCUUGCUGAUGAACUGCUGCUGCUCAUCCAGCCCCUCUCAGUGCUGACUUUCCACCUUGACCUGCUGUUUGAACACCACCACCUCCCCGUCCCAAUCAACCCUGGGUGGGCUGGUCCCUGCCCCCCCGGUCGGGCUGCCCUGCAGCAAACCUUCCAGCACGUGCUGCGCUGGGGGGAUCAGCUCAGCCGCAGCUUGUUGGGGGCUGAGAGCCCUCCAGAGUGCCAGGGGCCCGAGGAGGGCACUGGGGCUGGCCUCAGUGGCUGGUGGGGCCAGCUGAGCCAGACCUCCAGGGUUUACACUGCUCCUAGCAAGGAAAAGUUCCCCUUGGUGUGGUGGACGAAGCUGCGAGUGGCUGCAGGGGAUUCCAGCCCUGGGCAAGCUGCACGACCCCAAACCUCCCUCAGUGAGCCUGGAGGCACAGAGCUGCAGCUCCUGCAGUCCAAAGCUGCUCCUGAAUGCUCUGGCCCAAAGCUCAGCAGCAGCACUGACACCUCAGGGACCUCCUCCCCUGAAGACCUCAUCCUGCACACUGGAACGGGAGCACCCACCGAGCUGGAUGAUCCCACUGCUGGAGAGAAGCUCCUGGCUGCUUCCCAAGAGCCUCGUGCCAACAGGAGCCAGGCAGCACCUUCUGGCCCAGGGGCAGGUGGUCCUUCUGCUGCUCCUGGUCCUGACACGGGCAGCUGGCUGGGAUGGCUCUUUGGAGCCACCAACCCAUCAUCCAGGAGCUCUCCCCCGAGUCCUGACGCCGUCUCGGCCAGGUCCAGGAGACCCUCCCGCUGGCUGUCCCCCAGCCCCCGUGUCCUGGCCGGGGUGGUGAAGGGGCUGACGUUGGACAGGACCCACACUCAGGAACAGCCGCAGAGGAGAACGUCUGCCCUGCCCCAGGCCCACAGGGCAGUUCGGGCACUGUGCGACCACACAGGCACCGCCGAAGGGCACCUGAGCUUCCAGAAAGGAGACAUCCUGCAGCUGCUCUCCACCGUGGAUGAAGACUGGAUCCGCUGCUGCCAUGGAAACAGCACUGGCCUCGUUCCUGUCGGUUACACAUCCCUGAUUUUGUGA